CUCACUAACAAUCAGAUCAAUCAUGUAGGGCCUUCGAUCCCUCCUUUGGAAGAAACCUCACCAAAUCCGACUCACAUGGCUCUUCCCUUCGAGAUCCUCCUCCACAUUGCCACAUUUCUCGACCCAAAUGACCUGGCUUGUUUAGCCCUCUGCAGCCAUGUCCUGCAUGAUGCACUGGGGAGGUCAUCCUGGAUCCAGCUAGUGAACGGACCCUGCAGGAACCGAAUUCAAUUCCUCCAACAACUUUCUCAGGAUCUUCCACACAUGUUACCCUGCCGUCAUUGUCAUCGACUCCAUCCGACAAUCGAAACCUCGCUUGGAAGAGCAAAGAGGGCUCUGUGCUUAUAUCCGGGCGAUGGCCAAAUGUGGUCGAUCAGCCAAGAUCCCAAUGCACCGUCGUAUGGGAUCUUAAUAUAUGGACAACCAGAGAACACCGAUCGUCACAUUCGACACUGCUUCUCCAGGAUGUCAGCAGUUGCCCACCUCCACUAUGACGCUCCCCACACAUCCGCAAACAGUUCUGAGGGGUACUCACUCUCGAUCAACAUUCAUUCAACGACAAGUGAUUACAAGCCACCAUUUGUGACCACACAAAUUUGGCCUGCUGCCGACAACAACGACACUCUACGCUUUCUUCAUGUUCAAGCCGCCGCUGUUCUGCAGUACUCUCCCAAGGAAAUCGAGCGCGACGUGCUUGAAAGUAUCCAUAUCUGUCCCCACAUAUUAAUUGCAGAUCUCCUUUUCGACCCGUCUUACCAUAGCACCCAUUGCUCAUAUUGCCAUAUUGACAUUACCAGCGAGAGUGACGAUUUCGAGCACGAACCUUGUAUUACUGUCUUCACACUCAGCCGAGACCUUGAGCUUAUGGGUCGGUUGGAACUUUUCGAACAAAAGGCUAGGGCUUUUAUUAUCGAUUUUCUGCGCGGGUUGCCUUGGUUCGAUAUUUCGGCUUCGUCGAGAUGGGAGAAUUAUAGUCAGCCCGUCACAAACGCUAUAAUACUUUCCGCUUGGGAAAACAGUAAGCCUCGCUUGAAUGAAUUGUGUCAAGUGGCAAUGCCAUUUGUACAAUUGCGUCUAUCGAGGACUAGUUGUACGAUGCUAUGAUCAAGCUGCCGUCCCUGCACUUGCAAUACCUGUUUCUUCCUUAACCACAUAUUCAUGACAUGAAUUCAUCCUUUAUCAUGAUAUCUACAGCACAACCUGACCAGGUUGAAUAAAAGUCAACAAUGAUACCAGACAUGUUCUGGCUAUACCCACAUUCACACGCCAUCAUUCAAUUUUGCAUCUCCAGUUUCCGACAGCAAUUCUUGUACAAUUACGAUUGACCAAUGGGGUCAUACUUAUUACCUACUCUACUUUUUCGUUUUUUGGAAUCAAUUCGUGUUGCCUCUACGAAACAUCUACAAUCUGGAUAUCCUCAUGACAUCUUCGCUC
This is a messenger RNA of Aspergillus sclerotioniger CBS 115572, 1434 nucleotides long. Its product is annotated as F-box protein. The coding region runs from base 76 to 1104 and encodes 342 amino acids. NCBI's taxonomy places the organism in Eukaryota, Fungi, Ascomycota, Eurotiomycetes, Eurotiales, Aspergillaceae. The transcript has a single exon. Gene Ontology annotation, molecular function: protein binding. The record is from RefSeq and is a predicted model, not a curated record.